AUGCCCACGGAACCUCGGUCCCGCCUCCAGAGCCGGUCCUUCAAGGUGGACCUUGUUCGACGUAGCGAUUAUGUUCCUCACGGCCCAACUGCUCUACGCAAAGCAUACCGCAAGUUUGGAAUCACUUCGACCGACUUCACCGGCACUGAGCUGAGUGACUUUAAGCUCCUCGACACCAGCAGCCUUACCACCGCGAAGAGUGCCACCGAAGAUUCAUCUGAUACUGAGCAGACCGGCGCUGUUAGCGCCACUUCAAUCAAUGGCGAUCAGGAAUUCGUUUCGCCCGUAAACAUCGGCGGCCAAACCCUCCCAAUGAACUUUGACUCGGGAUCUGCAGAUAUGUGGGUGUUGAGCUCCCGGCUCCCGGCCACUCAAAAGCAGGGCCGAACUGUGUUCGAGGAGGACAACUCGACUACCUUCAAGCAAGUCCAGAACGGCACAUUCAGUAUCUCAUACGGUGACAGCUCCAAAGCCUCAGGCUUACUGGGCAAAGACACGGUCUCUGUCGGUGGUGUGGAGUUCAAAGAGCAAACGUUCGGCCUUGCAACUGAAGCAUCCGACGUAUUCAUCGAGGAUACAGCAUCAAACGGACUCGUCGGCCUCGGCUUCUCUUCUCUCAAUACCUUCAAGCCCGGUCCCCAGAAGACAUUCUUCGAGAACGUCGCCCCAACCCUUGACGAACCACUUUUCACCGCCAGACUACGCCCCGAUGGCGUCGGCCAGUAUGAAUUCGGCAAGAUUGACGAGACCAAGUACACUGGCAAUCUUGUCAACGUCAGCGUGGAUUCGUCCGAUGGAUUCUGGCUGUUCCAAUCGGCUCAAUACUCCAUCGACGGCGGCGCCUUCAACACCAUCACCCAGACAACCAAGGCCAUUGCCGACACGGGCACCUCGCUUCUGCUGAUCAGCCCCGAGGUCGUGCAAGCCUACUAUGCCAAGGUCGCGGGUGCUGUGUAUGCUGGCAAUGUCCAGGGUUGGAUUUUCCCCUGCGCAUCAACCCUCCCUAGUCUUUCCAUUGCAAUUGGCAACGACUAUGCGGCGAAGAUCCCCGGAAAGUUGAUCAACUAUGCCCAGAUCGGCACCAACACGACUACCGGUGCAACGCUUUGCUACGGUGGCGUCCAGUCCAACUCCGGUGGUUCAAUGUCAAUCUAUGGCGAUGUGUUCCUGAAGGCGCUCUUUGUCGUCUUCGAUCAGCGAGGUCCUUCUCUGGGAUUCGCCACUCCCACUUAG
Messenger RNA from Penicillium nucicola, 1233 nucleotides. Its product is annotated as pepsin-like aspartic protease. Gene Ontology annotation, molecular function: aspartic-type endopeptidase activity. NCBI's taxonomy places the organism in Eukaryota, Fungi, Ascomycota, Eurotiomycetes, Eurotiales, Aspergillaceae. The record is from RefSeq and is a predicted model, not a curated record. Gene Ontology annotation, biological process: proteolysis. The transcript has 3 exons. Bases 1 to 1233 code for a protein of 410 amino acids.